AUGGCUCAGAAACCUCUGAAAGUUACCAAGAAAGUGAAAGACCCACGUAGAAUCACUAAAAAACAAAAAAAUUUAAGAAAAGCUGCUGUAUUACAGAUUAAAUCAAAAAAGAAAUCUUUACAGCAUUUGAAAAAAUUGAAUAAGGCUUCUUCUUUGACUGUCGCCACUGAAAGAUUGUUAUCUUCAAAAGUCGGUCAUUUGGAAUUAUUAAAGGGUACUCGUAGAGAACUUGAAAGAUCAAAAGAUAAGCAACUAUACGAAAAAAAAAUAAUCAAAUAUUGUUUCCUUCACACUGAAGAUCUGAACUUCCUCCCAGCCUCCGCAUUUACAACACUAAUUUUAUAA
Messenger RNA from Tetrapisispora phaffii CBS 4417, 345 nucleotides. RefSeq lists its product as uncharacterized. The record is from RefSeq and is a predicted model, not a curated record. NCBI's taxonomy places the organism in Eukaryota, Fungi, Ascomycota, Saccharomycetes, Saccharomycetales, Saccharomycetaceae. The transcript has a single exon. The coding region runs from base 1 to 345 and encodes 114 amino acids.